CACGUUCCCACGUGGGAGGCCAUGUGGAUUUGUUUACGUUUUGUAAUGGAGUUUAAAUUUAAUUUCUUCGAUCCACAAGACUUAGUGACGAAAACAGAAGAGACUGAAGAUAACUACCACUCUCCCAUAGAGGCAAACACACAAAGACUUGAGCAGUUUCAAGAGUUAUUCCCAGACAAGUUUGACCAUCACCAAUAUUCCAAGUUUCGACAGAAUAAUUAUAAUUUCAGCAAAGUGAAUAUUAACUGCUACAGAAGUGAGGAUAUAGAGAAAUGGAUUGUAAUUAAAAAUUCAGAAGCAUCUGUUGUUAAAACAGCAGCAGAAUCCCAUUCUGAUUUAGUACCAAAUGUUUAUGAAGGAGGUUUAACAAUCUGGGAGUGUGGUUGUGAUCUAGCUGAAUUUAUUACUGAUGGAAACAUUGACUUUAAACAGAAAUCAGUUUUAGAGCUUGGUUGUGGAGCAGGUUUACCUGGAAUAUGUGCAAUGAAACUUGGAGCAGACCAAGUUCAUUUUCAAGACUAUAAUUCGGAAGUGAUAUCCCAUUUCACCAUUCCAAAUGUAUUAGAACUGAACAACAGACCUUCAUGUCAGUGUAGGUUUUUCUCUGGUGACUGGGAAGAAUUUCAAAAACAUUCCACUAUAACAUAUGAUUACAUUCUAACUGCAGAAACUAUUUAUAACUCUGAAAAUUAUCCCAAACUCCACAAAUUAUUACAACACUUGCUGAAAGAUGAUGGCAGAAUACUGGUGGCAGCCAAGUCCAAUUACUAUGGAGUUGGUGGUGGUACAGGAUUAUUUGAGGAUUUUGUGCAGAAAGAAGGAUACUUCAGUUAUACAUGUGUCAAAACCAUUGAGGCUGGUGUACCUAGAGAGAUUGUAAUGCUAGAGAAAUCCCAGGGAGAACAGCUUUGAUUAUGACAUGUUGGUGAUGUGUGUCAUAUAUGUACUUUGAUAUAAUAUGUUUUACUAUGUACAUGUACAUGUAGUAUGAUUACAUGUAUUAUAGUCCUAAUAUUGACUGUUAAAUUAUAUGUAUUAUAGUCCUAAUAUUGACUGUUAAAUUACAUGUAUUAUAGUCCUAAUAUUGACUGUUAAAUUACAUGUAUUAUAGUCCUAAUAUUGACUGUUAAAUUAAAUGUAUUAUAGUCCUAAUAUUGACUGUUAAAUUAUAUGUAUUAUAGCCUAAUACUGACUGUUAAAUUACAAGUUUGUUGCAAGAAUUUUGUAUUGAGAAUGUGGUAUAAAUUUCCUCACGGCUUUUCAUUUAUUUUUCAUCGUAAUUUCUAUGCUCAUGAUAUACACGUUCUAAGUCUGUCUUGAAAAGACUACAAUGUGAGUAUGUGGUGAAGAAUUUCAAUAAACAUUAAAAUGAU
Messenger RNA from Ostrea edulis (European flat oyster), 1373 nucleotides. RefSeq names its product histidine protein methyltransferase 1 homolog. The coding region runs from base 22 to 912 and encodes 296 amino acids. The transcript is spliced from 9 exons. NCBI's taxonomy places the organism in Eukaryota, Metazoa, Mollusca, Bivalvia, Ostreida, Ostreidae. The record is from RefSeq and is a predicted model, not a curated record. Gene Ontology annotation, biological process: peptidyl-histidine methylation, to form tele-methylhistidine. Gene Ontology annotation, molecular function: protein-L-histidine N-tele-methyltransferase activity.